Molecule: messenger RNA, 462 nt
Organism: Trichomonas vaginalis G3
Lineage: Eukaryota; Parabasalia; Trichomonadida; Trichomonadidae
Product: amelogenin-related protein family
Exons: 1
Coding region: 1-462 (153 amino acids)
Source: RefSeq, a predicted model, not a curated record
AUGGGUUUUGGUGCUUUUGUUGGUAUAGCCUUUGGGUUUUUCAUAAUCUUUUUUGGAAUCUUUGUAGUUAUAUUACUUUGCAAAAAGGGAAUUAUCAAAGGACCAUGCACUCCUAAGCAUCUUCGAGAAUCUUCAAGUUCAUCUUCAAAGUCGAAGAAAAAGAAAAACAAAAACAUUACUGUUACAUCUCAACAAAACUAUCCUCAGCAAGGAUACCCACAACAACCUGGAUAUCCUCAGCAGCAAGGUUAUCCUCCUCAAAACUAUCCAUCUCCUCCAGGAUAUCCUCAAGACCCUUACCCGCCUCAAGGGAACUACCAGCAACAACCAGGAUAUCCUCCUCAACAAGGGUAUUAUCCACCGCCAGCUCAAAACUACCCGCCACCAGGAUAUCCUAGUGAUCCUAACAAUCAAGUUCCUCCAUCUCCCUAUGCUCCACAGAAUAAUGGUGCUCCAAAUUGA